AACGAACACAGCAUCUCAACAACCGUUAUCUCUGCCUUGCCACAUUUCCUCGUCUUUCCACUGUCAGCCUUUCCACUGACUGCGACACAACUACAUUUCAACAUGAUUCUCGAGCAUCUCAAUCUUAUUCUCACGCUCAAUGUCCUAGCAUUUCUGACUCUACCCACACUUGCAUUCAUUGACAGCCCCAUGGACUGGGUCUUCGUCCCCAACCACACGCGCGGCCUCGUAUGCCCAUCACUGCGCUACGGCUGUUGUCCAGACCUGAACACAUGGCGCCACGGUUCACCUUGCGAACACCCAAAAGCGACAAAGAAUCCCGAAAGCUGCUACAAGAGGAAGGAGUGGGCGUGUUGCCAGGUCGACGAUGACACGUUCUCUUGCACGACAGGCUUUCAGAAAGACAAAAAGGACGGAGCAUACGGAUGGCGUUCGGGGACGAGUGAGAAGUACUUCGGUAUAGGGAAGGGCGCGUUGACGGUUCAGGAGAAGCAGGCACUGGGGCGCAGCAGCUAAUGGCCUGACAAGAGGAGAGGGAUCUUGCAGAUGAAGAUGGUGUUCAUGACCUCCGGAUCAUGCUUGUACGAUGUGCACCCGGAUCCCACUGUCAUUUUCGUAGACAGUCGCAAU
This is a messenger RNA of Macroventuria anomochaeta, 630 nucleotides long. RefSeq lists its product as uncharacterized. Lineage: Eukaryota; Fungi; Ascomycota; Dothideomycetes; Pleosporales; Didymellaceae. The transcript is spliced from 2 exons. The record is from RefSeq and is a predicted model, not a curated record. The coding region runs from base 103 to 516 and encodes 137 amino acids.